AUGAAUCCAGAUUUAAAACUACCAGUCCCUAGGCUGGUGAGACACCCCGCGGGGCUUGGGCUGCCGGCCCGGGCUCCGGCUGGUGCGGAGGGGAGUCGGGGCCCGGUCAGGGGGCGGGAGGGGUGCGGGGAAGUGACUCCCCUCGCCGGCGCCGGCCGGGGUGUCGCUGCGCGCUGGGAGCCGCGUGAAGGGCGCCCCUCAACCCCGAGGCACAGGCGCAUUUCAAAGGGAAAGCGACCAGCCCCCCCACUGGCUCGAAUUUCGAGAAGCCAGCGCAGUCGGUGCCCUAAAUCCCGAGACAGAACCCCUGUAAAAAGCGCUGCCCGGGCCGUUCCACUCCCCCUUUUUGGUUUGCGUUUGGAAGAACCGGUCCCUCCACCCCGCGUCGCCGAAGUUGGGACCCGAGUAAGUGCAACGUCCCCACCCCCCAUCCCCCGAGCGCCCCGGCGUCUCGUGCCACCUUCGCCCGCGGCACCCGCCGGGGCCUGCUGGAGGGGGCGCGGGCACUCGGGCACUCGGUGCCGAACCCCAAUCCGACCUUGGGGCUGGGACGCAGAGGCUGGGAGCACCGCGGGCCGCCGCCCCUCGCCUCCCCAGCCCGGGCCCGAGGUGCAGGAGCCCGCGCCUGGCACACCCCAGCCGGCCCCGCGGCGUGGCACCGCCACCCGUACACCAAGCCACCGGGUAGGGCGCGGCCCCACGCCCUAUAACUGGGGACGCCCGUCGGGGCGCGCUUCGGCUAGUGGCCGGUGUGGCCCACCUCCUGCAUGGCCCCCCCAGCCUCACCCCCGCGACUCCCCACCCCUGGCUGGCAGCAUUAGGGCGCAGCACGUGGAGAGAUACAUCCCAGGCCGGUUUGUUUUCCUUCGGGGAGGUGGUGACUGA
Molecule: messenger RNA, 885 nt
Organism: Sorex araneus (European shrew)
Lineage: Eukaryota; Metazoa; Chordata; Mammalia; Eulipotyphla; Soricidae
Product: translation initiation factor IF-2-like
Exons: 2
Coding region: 1-885 (294 amino acids)
Source: RefSeq, a predicted model, not a curated record